CAGGCAGCGAGUGGGUGCUGCGCUAUGUGAACUAUUUGUCGAGUCUCGCAUUUCUGUGGUCGUGCCUUGUAUUUUAUUUAGUAGGGUUUUGUUUUCUCCCCCCACCCAGCCCGUCCUCCCACUCGGUGGUAAAGGAGCUCACCAUGCAGCAAGAUUUUAGGAGGAUUGCAGUAAAGAAGAGGGACAUGAACGUUUGUCUCCACAGACCGGAGACGCUGGAUCAAACGGUUGGAGAAACAACAGUUGCUUUUCGAUCAAGGAAAACAGCCAACAAUUUCAACCAUUCAAAGACUUCAGCAUCAGAGCAUAGGCCCAGCCUGCCAGAUAUUUCCAAUCCAGUUCAGCAAACCUUCAGGAGCAUAGCAGGAAACAAUGCUCAGGACAUAAAUGGGAAAAGUUCCCCAAGUACAUUCAUAUCACACACAACAAGCCCAAAGCCUCAAGUGCCUCGAAAACCUUUACACCUUCAGAGUUCAACAAAACAAACAAUCCAAACUCCUGAAAACAAGGCAUUACACAGUGCACAGACCAGGAUGGAGACCUUACCAUCCAACACGUGCAAGGAGAAAACUGGCAAGGUGUCUGACCUCAUAAAUCGGUUUCAAGGAGGCAGUCCAGCUAACGCUAAUGAUGAAAAAAAGGAUGCUCAAAGUGGGUCACACUCUCCCCGAAAUUCUGCAAGAACUUCGAUUCACUCUCAACCAAAAUUCCUGUCAGACCACCCUAUACUUCAGCGACAGAGGGCAGACACAGUGAAAUCAAAUCAUGUUGCAGAAUCUAGUCCAAAUACAGAGGUUCAGCCAGCCAAUGGACUCGUAGCACCACUUCCAACAGAUUGCCAAAACAACAGCAGUACUGAAGCCAACAUUUGUACAGCUGAUUCAAUGAUGGACAACAAGCAAUCAAACCAGAAACAAAAGACUGCUGCUUUGAAUCUAUUGCCAUCUACAGAUCUGUGCACAAGAGCAGUUGACCUCCAUGCAGUCCAGUGUCCACAUGGGAAACAUGUAGAGGAGUCACAGAGAGAAACACACAACAUUCUGGAAUCAAAGAGAAGUUGGAAUGGAGAAAUCCAAAAAAAGGAAAACGAAAAUGAAAUGCAUGCAGAAAAGAAGGAGACAAAUGAAGAGAAGCUGUAUAAGAUUGCUAAUGAGCUUCUGCUAACAGAAAAAGCUUAUGUCAGCAAACUUCAUCUCUUAGACCAGGUUUUCUGUGCUAAACUGCUAGAGGAAGCCAAUAGCAAGGGUUCCUUUCCUGCAGAGGUUGUCACCAAAAUCUUCUCCAACAUUUCAUCCAUUUACACCUUCCACACGCAGUUCUUGCUGCCAGAGCUGGAAACCCGCAUGAAUCUCUGGAAUACUACACCACAGAUAGGGGAUAUUUUGCAGAAGUUAGCCCCAUUUCUGAAGAUGUACGGAGAGUAUGUGAAAAACUUUGAAAAGGCCAUGGGGCUACUGAAAACGUGGAUGGGCAGAUCACCACAGUUCAAAGCCAUUGUCGAGGAAAUUCAGAAACAAGGGAUCUGUGGCUCCCUCACAAUCCAACAUCACAUGUUAGAACCUGUCCAACGAAUUCCUCGCUAUGAGCUGCUACUCAAAGAUUAUUUGAAGAAACUACCACAGGAUUCCUUAGACAGGAAAGAUGCAGAGAAGUCCCUUGAAAUUAUUUCCACUGCAGCCACCCACUCGAAUGCUGCAAUCCGUAUGAUGGAAAAGAUGAAGAAGUUGAUUGAUGUGUAUGAAAUGUUAGGAGGUGAAGAGGAGGAUAUUGUUAAUCCCUCAAAUGAACUAAUAAAAGAGGGACAAAUCCUUAAACUGGCUGCUCGCAACACUUCUUCGCAGGAAAGAUAUCUUUUCUUGUUAAACAAUAUGUUGCUGUACUGCGUUCCAAAAUUCAGUUUGGUGUUUACGCGAUAUUCUGUUCGAACGAAAAUUGGCAUUGAAGGCAUGAAGGUGAUUGAAACCCAUAACAAAGACUAUCCAAACACAUUCCAGGUCUCUGGAAAGGAACGAACACUAGAGUUGCAGGCUGGCUCUGACCAGGACAAAGAGGAAUGGAUAAAGGCUCUAAAGAGCACAAUACAAGAUUUUAAUCAGAAAAAUGAAACAUUCAGAUCUGCAAUAGCCAAGGAAGGAGACGACCAGGGUCCGGAGGUUUCGACUGCAGAACUGGGAAUGAGGGCACCGAAAUGGAUCCGUGACAAUGAAGUUACUUUAUGUAUGAAAUGUAAGGAACCCUUCAAUGCGCUGACCAGGCGAAGACAUCAUUGCCGUGCUUGUGGAUACGUUGUGUGCUGGAAGUGUUCUGAUUACAAAGCAAGCCUAGCAUAUGACAGCAACAAGCUCAACAAAGUGUGUAGAGACUGUUAUAUAAUCAUAACAGGAAAAACUGACAGUGAGGAGAAGGACGAUAAAAAAAAGAAAGGAAUUCUUGAGAUUGAGGCUGCUGAAGUCUCAGAAAAUUGCAUCAUCUGUGACUUUCUUCACUAUCUGGAGAAACCUACCAAACCUUGGCAGAAAGUGUGGUGUGUAGUGCCCAAGAAUGAGGGUUUGGUUCUUUACAUGUAUGGAGCACCCCAGGAUGUGAAGGCAUUGGCCACUAUUCCUCUUCUUGGCUACAUGAUAGAAGACAAUCCAAAGGGUGUUGAUAUGUCUCAUGUGUUUAGACUUAAACAGUCAAGAUUCAUCCAUACUUUUGCUGCAGACUCUAAUGAUCAGAAACAACAAUGGCUGAGAAUCAUCAACAUGGCUGUAAAGGGAGAAACACCCACUGACAAUGAAGAUCUUGGUAGUGAUGACUCCUCUACUUGCGGCGACUAAGCAACCAGUGUGAGGCAGACCAAGCUACCAACAGCUGACAUAGAGGGUCCAAAGAUGCUUGACGACAAUUUCUGAAGCAUGUGAAAUAGAUUAUAUACAAAAAGAAAUUAAAUCCAUUCCUUAAAAUGAAAUAUCUAUGUUCACUGUAUCUGUGGCCCUCUUAAUCCUGAACUAAAUCUGCAGCACUCACAAACCUACAUUUGUUCGGUCAUUAUCGAAACUAUUCACUUGAACACACCUCAAAUCUGGAAUCCCUAAAGACUGUCCAGCAUCAGCUUCUAAUUUUAAAAAAACUGGUCAAUUAAAGAAGAUUUAAAAUGUGGUGGUCUCGUUACAAAUUCCUUCUCCAUCUUUCUGGCUGCUGUUAGUUUAAGAACAAAAGUUAAAGUUGUAUAGAAGAUGUUUCUCAGUAAUCUGCAGGAUUGAUAUUUAUGAAAUCUGAAGUUGUGAUUUAUAUCCCAGAUAUUCUUGUCUCCUAGAAAAGCACCAACCUAAGUUCUUUAGAGACUGUUGUUUUUUGUGUUUAAUCAUAGGUUCUGUGAUCUUCUAAAAUAUAUUAACCUUGUGUUAUAACAUUGGCAAAGGUUUGAUGUAAUAUUGUUGUAUUUAUUAAAGCUGCAGUAUCCCUUUUUUCACCUAUGUAGCAGUUACAGGUAAACUUCAGAAUCAAAAAAAUUCAGUUAUUUGUGUGCAUGGGGUAGUUUAUUUAUUAGGAAAUACAGUAAAAGUUUAAACAUGAAAUGUAAAAUAAUCAAAGGAAGUGGACAGGAGCCACAAUAAAUGCUGUACUACAAGAUGGCAGAAUCAUAUAAAGAGUAGGUUAACCUCAUGAUUCCUGUACAACGAUUUAAACAAAGUGAGCCCCUGCCCUUGGCUGAGCCAAAUGGUGCCAAGUGAACUGUUAAUCAGUGAUUGGAUUCACAACCAAAAAGAAGCCGGUAACAUCUCGAUCUUUUUGAUUGAGUUUAGCAGUGCUAUUGCCGGUGUUCUAGGAGCUAGAUAAUCACUCAGCCUUUCAAACUGUAUAUGGCACGUGGAGACAUGAGGGUCACCUCAUAAAAUAAAAGGGAAAAAAAUCAUCUCCUAAAAUUGAAUAAAGAAAUCAUAAAUAAAUCUCAGAUGAGGUGCAAUAAUGUAUUUCUACACAGAUAUAGAUUCCAAUCUCUAUAAAGAAUAGAGAUGAAGAUAGAAAUCCAAUAACAGAAGAGGGUCAGAUAGUAUGACAAACAAUGACCCAAAUAAAUGUGAUGAAACAGUUUAAAACUCAUUGAUGUCUUUAAAUCUUUCCUAUCAAUUUAUGUAAAUAUGUACAAACUCUCAACUCUAUAAUUUCUCAGUGAAAUGGUGAUAUUACAUCACAGUUUUAAGCGUUUUUAUAUGAAACCAUAACACAAGAUUCUCCCUGGCUAUAAUGAAAGUUGAGAGCUGAAAAAAAUCUCUGGUUUUAAUGACAUUGCAAUGUGGGCUCAUGACAAACUAUUGGCCUUGAUUUGUAAUUUUCCUACUUCAAAUCAUUGUGGAAAAUUUGCCAGGACCACUACCCAAUCCACUGAACAGCAAAACGUUGUUGAGUGCGUGUGGCAAGAAUUGCAAACACAAGCUUGUGACUGAAAUUGCACUGCAUGAUUUAAUAACACAGCAUUGGGUUUGGUAAUGAUGUAGUAGGUUAGUGUCUGUCCCCUGUGCAAGUUACAAAUCCUAAAAGGAUCAGAAGAAGGGAUACUUCAACUUUAAUUCAAGUGUAGCAUUUGUAUUUGUGUGGAGCUGGAUUUUUAGGAAUCUGUUUUUCAUUUAAACAUUUUGAAUAUGCAACUAAAUGAAAUUCAAUGACCAAACUGGAUAUUCCUUCUGGAAUUUGUUACCAUUUUAUGCUGAUUUCAUGAGGCAGAGAUAUAAUGUGUAUUUUUACAAGGCAACAAUGCAACUUGAGUGCAAGUUGCAAUAUCAUGGGUGCAAAUUUCUUCCAUUUGAUGCUUAACAAAAUCCGAAUAUUUCUUAAGUUUAGAUUUUUCCUGCACAGCUCAAGGAAGAAUUCUGCUCCCCAAGUCAUGAAUAUAUCAAACAAAUGAAGUAAUUUGUAAAUGCUUUUUCUUGUUGAUGGUGCUUCAUUGAAGCAAUAUUUCAGCCCUAUGACACUGCCUUUACACAAAAAACCUGUGAGGAAGUUGUCAUGGUCUUCUGUUUCCCAUCACCAUUACAACCCCCCACAAUCAUCACCUGCUGUUUGGUGAAGGAAUUUCUAUCAUAAUUUCAUGUCUCAAUCUCACGUACUCAGCACCAUUUGGAGUCUUCUGUCUAUAUUUUGCACCACAAUUCACAACCCUCAGGAUUGUCUCCCUUAGUGAAAAGUUAGUCAAUACCAGUGCAGUGGAUCAUCAUUUAAGAAUGCUACCUGUCAGCCACGCAAUACCAGAUCCCAUUAUGUAGUGAGGUUUUAACACUCUAUUAAAUUCAGAUUUUAGUGUGAUUUCAUACAGUAAAUUGAACACUUUAAAUGUUGAUUUUCCUGCUGAUCACUUACACUAAUCACCAUCCUCAUUUACAGUGGAAUUAGAAAAUGCGAACAUGUCAUUUUCCCAGUUAUUCCACAUUGCCAAUUCUGUAGGUGAGUGCUAUGAAUUUUGAAACCCAUUUGCUCCACAUUGCAGGCAAUGCCUCUGUAAGGUUUAUGCAGUCACCAAUUUUCAGGAUCUGUUUUUGCAAACUUUUGUUUCAAAUGUUGUUCUGUGAACUUUGUUCUGCCACCUGGCCUGCAGCCUGCUUAAGUUGUAUUAGCAAUUGAACAUUUUAGCACACAUUGGCUGCAUCUUGAUACUACAUUUUCCAGCAUAGCUUAAAUUGAAAAUGAUUGCAGAGAUUUGUUAAUAUUAUCAAUCACUGGCACAAGAAAAUUAUGUAUAUACAUUUUGUCUUUAAAUUUCCAAUCAGUACAGUAUUAAAACUGAAUCAGUACAUGCACACUAUUUUACAGAAUUGUUUCAUAUUUCAAUUAUUCCUAAUGGUACUUUUAGUCACCUUGCAUGUUUUCUGUUACAUCCACGUCAAUGUAACCCAGAUAUUACUAUCAGUGGUAAUCCAUCAGCUAUCAUGAAGUGAUGGGAUCUAUUUUGUUCUUUUUCUCCCCUUUUGCUGAGAAAGCCUCAGACUUUUCCAAUGAUGAUCAAACUCACCUAAUCAAGGCCUUUUGAGUUUGAACAACAACUUACCUAUUGUUUGAACUGGCUGCCUCUAUCUUGGGAGUCAACUUCAACACUUGAAUCAUUGUGCUAGAGAAGAUUUUUAGAUCAACUCAAAAAUAAUUCAUGGCUGUGGACAUAAAAUGUACUGUUAUAAGGAUAUAUGCUUUCAGUCGUGACACUACGUAUGGUGCAAAUUUGAUAUUUGAAUGUUAAAAUUCAUAAAUGCUAAAUUAGAUGAUGGUAUGAAAAUUGGCUGUUUUGGCUACCCAGCAAAAUGAAACACAGAUGUUCAUUUAGUUUUAACCUGCUCCGUACAGAUACUCUAGAAAUGCAAAGAGAAAUUAUUAGAUCUUUAGUUUCCACAAUGCCAAUGAACUUUGCUUCAAAUGUUGAGGUUUUACAUACAAGGCAUUUGUUAAAAUAUGUACUGUUGUGCAAUGCCUACAAUGUGUGUAAAAUUUUAAGUAUUUUUCACAAACUACCUCCAAUACCAUGAACAACUGGAACUGUGUCCAAUUCUCUCAAACUGGGGUUUCAGAGUUUAAAAACAUUACAAAAAGUCUAUUAGCACAAUUGAGCAAUUCAUUUUUGGAACUGAACAAUUUGCUGCUCAUGCCUCCCCCAUCUGUCAACAGUCAUGUAUAUAUAAAUGAGACAAACUAAGCUUGUUCUUUGUGAAAUUCUGAUAUUGUUUUCCAAUUAUGUAUUUUUUUUUCAAUCAUUAGCUUAGAGUGCUUUCCUUGAGUUACUCGUUUAGUACUGAUUAUGAAAUGCAUUGCAAUCAAAUGUGUAUGAAGGUGGCUGUGUAAUUAAAAUGACUGGCUGUGCCACAAUAUUCAAAGAUG
This is a messenger RNA of Carcharodon carcharias (great white shark), 6843 nucleotides long. RefSeq names its product FYVE, RhoGEF and PH domain-containing protein 4-like. Gene Ontology annotation, molecular function: metal ion binding; guanyl-nucleotide exchange factor activity. The record is from RefSeq and is a predicted model, not a curated record. Gene Ontology annotation, biological process: cytoskeleton organization; filopodium assembly. Gene Ontology annotation, cellular component: cytoplasm. The transcript is spliced from 19 exons. Lineage: Eukaryota; Metazoa; Chordata; Chondrichthyes; Lamniformes; Lamnidae. Bases 144 to 2819 code for a protein of 891 amino acids.